AUGAUUCCACCCAAUGGCAACCAUCAAUCACACUACAGCUCCUCCCCUGGCCAAGCUAGCUUACCACUUAGUAUUUCGCCGCCGCCCGGCUUGUGGGACAUCAACCAGCUUGGCGCACCCCCUAAUGGCCAUGGUCCCCUUGGAAGCCGUCAUUCUCCUCACAGAACUCAAGAUCUUGACGGAAGUCAUCUCGGCAACACUCAUCACGGCGGUCUUGGUGGCACUCAUCACGGCACUCUCAGCGGUACUCAUCACGGUGGUCUCGGCAGCACUCAGCGCGGCGGCACUCAUUACGGCGGUCUCAGCGGAACUCAUCUUGGCAGUCUCGGCAGCACUCAGCGCGGCGGCACUCAUUACGGCGGUCUCAGCGGAACUCAUCUCGGCGGUCUCGGCAGCACUCAUCUCGGCGGUCUCGGCAGCACUCAGCACGGUGGCACUCAUCUCGGCGGUCUUGGCGGCACUCAUUUUGGCGGUCUUGGUGGCCCUCAUCUCGGCAAUCUCAGGGGCAGUCACAUUGGUGAUCUUGGCGAUUUCCGCUCCACCAAUGCUGCUACUGGUCAUGUUUCCACUGGCGAUACUCAUUACGGCGGCCCUGAUCUCGCUACUGGCAACCGCAGCGAUCCAAUACCCUCCAACCUCAAUCACCAAAGCGGUCAUGGUCUCCCCGAUGGGGCUGCCUCGCAGUGUCGCCAACAGCAAUCUUCCAACAGGCCCGGUCAUGCUGGUCCAGACCAAUCAACAAACGAGCCACAAACCAGUCCGUCUAACACCAACCAAGCAAGCAAUGCAACCGACCCAGCGAGAAAACAACCCAAACCUAGAAAGCCACGAAAAAAAAGGGCCGAAGGACCAGUUGAAACUCGAAGUAGCACACAAGCUGAUGACCCAACUGCAAAUGACUUGACCAUCCCUGUAGUCCCAACCCAGCGCGAAACAAUCACACGAUUCCUCAAUGACAACAACCCACCUCCACCAACCCCGGUAGCUGUGCAGCCAACCAUGGCUGAGUUCAUGAAUAAGACAACUGCCGAGAUACGCAAGAUUGCCCAUGAUAAAUCUAAGAGGGUCAUGACAGCGGAGGACGAGGCCUUUUUCUUUAAGUUCUAUGAACAACAACAGCGAGAACUAGCUGCCGCUGCAGCUAAACGACAUGUGUCUGUUGGCAUGGUCGAAGACCUGUUGGGCCGGAAGCAGGCUGUUCGUGACCUCUCAAGUUGGAAUAAUUUCCAAAUAAAAUAUGGAAACUUGUUUCGAGGAAAAGGGAAGGGUGUUGGAGGAUCAACAGCUAUGAGUGAACUGUCUGCCAUGUGGAAGGCUAUGACUCCAGAAGAACAAGCUGCUUAUGAUACUGAAAAUCUUGUCGCCGGCAAUGAAGAUCAAGAUGUUGCUGGAUUGCGAGCCAACUCAGAAUCCCUUCGACAGGCUGAGAAGCGUGUUGAAAAAUGGAUGAACACUUGGCAAAAAAAAGCCGUCCAUAUUGCUGCAAGCAAUCAUUGUGAAAUUGUCAUUUUUGCAGUGUCAACCCACCUCUGCGAUUACAGUUUCCAGACCGUGCGAGCCACACCAGGUGCAGCUGAAUUUGUCCGAGAAAUUACAUCCACAGAUGGAUUGAGAAACUACCAAAGCCGACUCCAAGCAUUUCUGACUGGUGCCCAAUUAAACAACAUAUCAGCUAGUCUUGGAAAGAAGAGAACUCAAAAAUGUAAACCUAAGGCUGAAGUUGAUACCGCGCGCAGCAAGCUCAACGAACUGGUUGAUCAAGCUACUGAUGGAAAGAAAGACAGCUGGUCGUGGCAAGGAUGCGAUGACGCACUGGGCAAGCUUGGCUAUAAAGUUGUGUUCAUGCCAGGACAUGUUUCGCAGGCUGAUUGGAUCAAAUCAUACAGCAACAGCCUCCGAGGAACUGAGGCGAAGUUAAUCAUUGAAGAUAUUGACAACGGACUGAUCCGAGUGAUCCAAGAUCAAGACGCCCUGAUUGGCCGCACUCGCAUCAUCAAACAGAAACCUCAACGGCAUGACUCUUUGCAACCGGGAACUACCAAUCAGCUUAGUGGGGAAGACGGCUCAGCUCAUCGCCACCUUCUACCUUCUAAACGCAAGCGCCAACCACCAAAGCCCAAACAAAAAUUACCAAGAACAAGACCAGCACCUAAAAAACAGCGUAAGAGGGUCCGGGCCCCUUCAUUGACUGCCGAAGAACGAGCUCUAGAUUCAUCCUUCUCUGAACCAUCCGCAGUUCCUAAACGUCGAAAAACUCGACAAAUCGUAGAAUCGGACUCUGACAGCCGUCGCCUUCUCGACAUAGUACCUCUACUGUGCCCGGCUCGUCUAACGAAGGCCCGCCCGAUUCGAUCAUCCCACAUCCUCUUCCCCCACUGGGCCAACCUUGCAGAACGAGCCCGCCCAUCUACCCCUCUACUCCAUUCCAGCAAGCAGGAACUGACGUUAAACAUCUUAUUUUUAACCCUCUCCGCCAUUGAAAUCGCCUUCUCGACUUACUACCUCUGCUGUGCCCGGCUUGUCCAACAAAGGCCCGCCCGAUUCGAUCAUCCAACCUCCUUUAUCCGCACCUCCAUUGAUCGCAUCGUCGGCAGCGAUCUGGGACCAGCCCACUCGGGCUGCUCUUCUCACUUGACCAACUCGGCUUCUGGUUCACCCUCUGCUGCACAUCGACAACCCACAGAGGCACUCUUAACGAUCCCUAAGGUCUGGCUCCGGGCGCUUUACUAG
Puccinia triticina is the source of this 2730-nucleotide messenger RNA. RefSeq lists its product as uncharacterized. The transcript has 9 exons. The record is from RefSeq and is a predicted model, not a curated record. The coding region runs from base 1 to 2730 and encodes 909 amino acids. Lineage: Eukaryota; Fungi; Basidiomycota; Pucciniomycetes; Pucciniales; Pucciniaceae.